Molecule: messenger RNA, 1015 nt
Organism: Octopus bimaculoides (California two-spot octopus)
Lineage: Eukaryota; Metazoa; Mollusca; Cephalopoda; Octopoda; Octopodidae
Product: protein CFAP276
Source: RefSeq, a predicted model, not a curated record
UCAAGUCAGGUAGCUGGCUUUUUAGCAACCAACUUUUUCAACUCAAAUAUCAACCAGAUUGUUUACAGCAUUCACCUAGGAAACGUUACUAUAUUGUUUGUUGUCCUACUUCGGUUGUCCUUAGAAACUAACUUCAGGAGAGUCCAGCUCAAAAUGCCUAGACACAAAAAGUGGGAAGAAGGACUCAUAUAGAAAAUGUGUUGUUAGAAGUAAUAAUAAUCAUGUAAACCACUUAUUUUUACUUUCAACGAAAGAAUCGAGUUAGUAUAUGUCACAAAUGAAAAUAUAAGUAAAGAUACCAAAGUAUAGUAUUUUUAGGGUAACGUUGAUAAGUCAAUCAUGUCAUCGUUCAAAAGAAGACGCGAUCCCCUCCCUUUCCCUCGACUUAACAAUGAUGAAGAAUUAUCUGGAAUAAAAAAAGAACAGGUAUGUAUUCCAAAUGAACCAUACCAUAUUUCCCAUCAAGCUGAGCCUUGGAAUAAUUUGCAUAACACACGGACAUUACAAAGCUCUCGGCGGCUGGUUUUCCAUCAUGACCCUUUGGCUCCAAAUGACAGCCUGGAUUUUAUUCUUAAAUCAGUUUAUGAACACGAUAAGGGCCUUUUCAAAACCAAAGCUGACACUUUGGUGCAGAAGGAAACUUUAACUGAUGAUCAUAGUCGACAAUUAGUUAAUCGUGAAAAAAUACCUGAGAAAAAACCACUGGUGAUGGAUCAUCCAUUAAGAAUUAUCCCCUCAGAAAAGAUGGAAGAUUUCAACAGUGUCAAAUUAGCCAUUGAAUCAUACCAUACUCAAAUAACAAACCGGGGAUACUGUCGGAAGCCUGAUGGAGGAUAUUACUCUACUUAACACAUUUGAUAUAUUGUGCUGUAUUACAAUAGAUAUCAGACAAAUUUUGAGGUUCUAUGAGUUUCUGGACAGCUAAAAUGCUACUUGUUUCCCAGUGAACGUAUAACAUUCAAAGGAUAAUGUUAUUUUGGCAAAAGUUUCGGCAAUAAAAUACAAUACAAUUUUA